Cuscuta europaea is the source of this 579-nucleotide messenger RNA. Lineage: Eukaryota; Viridiplantae; Streptophyta; Magnoliopsida; Solanales; Convolvulaceae. The record is from the annotation of a GenBank genome assembly.
AGAGAAAAAUUACAAUCUAUCCUCCUUAAAUACUCUAAAGUCAUUAUUUUAUCAUCAUCAUCAUCAUAUAACAAAGAUCAUGAAGAGUUAUACUGUAACCACCAUUCUUUCAUUAGCAAUUUUGUUGAGUCUUCUUACUCCGUCUCUAGGGGAUGACAUCAUGUUUUGCCCAGGAACUUUUACCGUAGACGAUGUGUGUAGUAACAUUAGUUGUGGAUACUUGGCGUUGUUCCAUUGGCCGGCAAGUGAGAUGCCCCAAAAGUGUGUAUGUUCGGCUCUUGGAGCAAACCAAAGCAUUUGCACUUGUCAAAUUGGGAUGACAUCAAGUUUUGCCCAGGAACUUUUACCGUAGACGAUGUGUGUAGUAACAUUAGUUGUGGAUACUUGGCGUUGUUCCAUUGGCCGGCAAGUGAGAUGCCCCAAAAGUGUGUAUGUUCGGCUCUUGCAGCAAACCAAAGCCUUUGCACUUGUCAAAUUGUAUGUUAGUAAUCACAAAGACACGUCUUUCCUUAAAAGUGUUUUUCCACCAUAUGUAUUCAAAGCAUUUUAAGAACAACAAUAAAACUUUAUUCAGUUAAA